AUGAAUGCAAGUGAGUUCCGCAAAAAAGGCAAAGAGAUGGUGGACUAUGUGGCUGACUACAUGGAAGGCAUCGAGAAACGUCAGGUCUAUCCGGAUGUAGAGCCUGGUUAUCUGCGCCCCCUGAUCCCUGCUACUGCCCCCCAGGAGCCAGAAACCUUUGAGGCCAUCAUGAAUGAUGUUGAGAAGAUCAUCAUGCCAGGGGUGACCCACUGGCACAGCCCACACUUCUUCGCCUACUUCCCCACGGCCAGUUCAUACCCAGCUAUGCUUGCAGACAUGCUGUGUGGGGCCAUCGGCUGCAUCGGCUUCUCUUGGGCUGCAAGCCCAGCGUGCACAGAGCUGGAGACGGUGAUGAUGGACUGGCUCGGGAAGAUGCUGGAGCUGCCGGAGACUUUCUUGGCUGAGAGUGCUGGAGAAGGAGGUGGUGUGAUCCAGGGAAGUGCUAGUGAAGCAACCUUGGUGGCCCUCCUGGCUGCUCGGACCAGAGUGACUAGACAGCUACAGAUAACAUCACCGGAACUUUCACAAGCUGCCAUCAUGGAAAAGCUGGUGGCUUACUCAUCUGAUCAGGCACACUCCUCAGUGGAAAGAGCUGGACUGAUUGGUGGAGUGAAGUUAAAAGCCAUCCCCUCUGAUGGCAAUUUUGCCAUGCGGGCUUGUGCCCUGAAGGAGGCCUUGGAGAGAGACAAGGCCUCUGGCCUGAUUCCCUUCUUUGUGGUUGCGACACUGGGAACCACGUCUUGCUGCUCAUUUGAUAAUCUAUUAGAAGUGGGUCCUAUCUGUAACCAGGAGAAUGUGUGGCUGCACAUUGAUGCUGCCUACGCAGGCAGUGCCUUCAUCUGCCCUGAAUUCCGGCAUCUUCUGAAUGGGGUAGAGUUUGCAGAUUCAUUUAACUUUAAUCCCCACAAAUGGCUUUUGGUGAAUUUUGACUGCUCUGCCAUGUGGGUGAAAAAGAGAUCCAGUUUAACAGGAGCCUUUAAACUGGACCCCCUUUACCUGAAGCAUAGUCACCAAGAUUCAGGACUUAUCACAGAUUACAGGCACUGGCAACUGCCACUGGGCCGAAGAUUUCGCUCCUUAAAAAUGUGGUUUGUGUUUAGGAUGUAUGGAGUCAAAGGACUGCAGGCCUAUAUUCGCAAGCAUGUCCAGCUCUCUCACGAGUUUGAGUCUCUGGUCCGCCGGGAUCCCUGCUUUGAGAUCUGUGCCGAAGUCACUCUUGGACUGGUCUGCUUUCGACUAAAGGGGUCCAACAAACUGAAUGAAGCUCUUCUUGAAAAAAUCAACAAUGCCAGAAAAAUCCACUUGGUUCCAUGCCACCUCAAAGACAAGUUUGUGUUGCGUUUUGCCAUCUGCUCUCGCACUGUGGAAUCUGUCCACAUUCAGCAGGCCUGGAAGCACAUCAAAGAGCUGGCAACCCAACUGCUGCAAACAGAGAAAGAGUAA
Chrysochloris asiatica (Cape golden mole) is the source of this 1443-nucleotide messenger RNA. RefSeq names its product dopa decarboxylase (aromatic L-amino acid decarboxylase) (gene DDC). NCBI's taxonomy places the organism in Eukaryota, Metazoa, Chordata, Mammalia, Afrosoricida, Chrysochloridae. Bases 1 to 1443 code for a protein of 480 amino acids. Gene Ontology annotation, biological process: catecholamine metabolic process; amino acid metabolic process; serotonin biosynthetic process. The record is from RefSeq and is a predicted model, not a curated record. The transcript is spliced from 13 exons. Gene Ontology annotation, molecular function: pyridoxal phosphate binding; aromatic-L-amino-acid decarboxylase activity.